Mollisia scopiformis is the source of this 928-nucleotide messenger RNA. RefSeq lists its product as uncharacterized. The record is from RefSeq and is a predicted model, not a curated record. Bases 443 to 928 code for a protein of 161 amino acids. The transcript is spliced from 2 exons. Lineage: Eukaryota; Fungi; Ascomycota; Leotiomycetes; Helotiales; Mollisiaceae.
CAAUCAUGAUCUAUUGUGGAGGAAGACAUACUACGGGAAGACGACAAGCAACCCAACGAGUGCAAAAGCUCCCUUUGAUCUCCUGGCAAAAGAUUCGAUAUUUCUUAUCUGUAGGUAUAUCCCGCACCAGCCAGGCAGCGCGUAAAGUGUUUUACAAAAAAAGCGCACAUACGGGAGUGGGCUGGAAGCACGCGGGAAGCUCAACGAAUAGCUCCGACUGUAGCUUUCAAGCUCUAUAACCCCUUUUCAAGUACAGAUGAAAAAGAUAUCGUCAAACUCAAAGAAGGGUCCGAGCGCCGCCUCUGAUUUCGGGUACUUGCUGGACAAUCCGGUCGACGCGACAACGUAACGCUAAUGAUAUUCCACGUCGUCGAACCUCUUCAACCUCAUCCCUCCUUGCUCAUCUUCCACUCUCGAAAUCAAAAAACACAAGAAACACAAGAUGCCUGCUUACCGCAACAAGCGAGGACCAAAUAAGGGGACCCGCUUCCAAGGCAAGGGAUGGCGCGAUCCUUGCGGUGGAGGUCUCUAUUUUCAACUCAAGCGGGCAACCUUCUCACGAGGUCAUGAAGUAUCUCCGUACGAGACGAUGGAGCAUGUCAUCGAUUCUCUCAUUAACAGAGCCCUGACUUGCGUAUCGGCGAUGUCGAAGACGAGUAUCCUGCUCUGGACGAGGGUUUGGAAUUUGCGUUCUUCCUCAGAAAGAAAGCAAGCUCUUGAGCCAUCGAACGAGCGAGCCUUCAACGUCUUCGAUGGUGGAGAGACGGUCUACGUCAAGAUUAUGGAUGAGGGUACGGAAUAUGUGCAGGGCUAUACACCAGGUGGAGGUCAAUGGGAGGUCAAGGUUCGAGGCAAGAAACCCAAGGCUGAGGAUGUCAUUGCCACGUAUGGUCUUGGAGAGGCUCAUCGACUAGGACUUAUGAAAUGA